This is a messenger RNA of Maniola jurtina (meadow brown), 5207 nucleotides long. RefSeq names its product zinc finger protein Xfin-like. Bases 217 to 5157 code for a protein of 1646 amino acids. Lineage: Eukaryota; Metazoa; Arthropoda; Insecta; Lepidoptera; Nymphalidae. The record is from RefSeq and is a predicted model, not a curated record. The transcript has 10 exons. Gene Ontology annotation, cellular component: nucleus. Gene Ontology annotation, molecular function: RNA polymerase II cis-regulatory region sequence-specific DNA binding; zinc ion binding; DNA-binding transcription factor activity, RNA polymerase II-specific. Gene Ontology annotation, biological process: regulation of transcription by RNA polymerase II.
ACCACAGUUUGACGAAGAAAUGUUUCCAAAAAAUGUGGAAAUAAAUUUUAACCGAGAAAUUAAAGAAUUUUUUCCUUGUUUUUUCCAAUACUAUUGUUUAAUUCGCGAUUGCGGAGUAAUUUUCUGGUGAAUAGCGUAAUGUGAAAUGUAAAUCGUAGUUUGUUAGCCACUUUCAUUGGCCACGGCAAAGGUUGGAGAAACUACAAAUCAUUGAAAAUGCGUUGUUGUGUGCCAUUCUGCACAAAUACUCCCACCAAUGUGUCCACAUCUGAGUCGAAGGGGAUCAGUUUUCACGCUCUCCCCAGUGAUGUGCGUCUGCGCGCUGCUUGGCUCAGAGCCCUCGGCAAACAAGACAGUCAGCUACCAGACUCUGCUGUGGUCUGCUCCCAGCAUUUUCUUGAUGAUGAAAUGUAUGAAACAGAAAGUGGCUUCAGGCAGAUUGCUACUGGUGCUGUUCCUUCAACAGUGCAGGUUUGCAUGAUAUGUCUAAACACUGACAACAAGCUGUAUCUAAUGAGUAAACACAAAUUGGAAGAAACAUAUGAGCGGUUAACCGGAUAUCCAUUGUAUGAUCAAGGAAACCUGAAACGAACACUUUGUGUACAAUGUGCUCAGAGACUAAUAAACUUUAGUAGAUUCAGAGACAAGAGCUUGAGAGCCCGUGCACUGAUGAUGGACUUAGUUGAAAAACAUGAAUUAAUAACACAGCGACAUAUCAAAGGGAUAAACCGCACAAAGAACCAACUAAAGAGUAAUUUUGUGGUGAAAACUCUAGGACCUGACCACUGUGACUUAUACAUACUGGACUCCUCAGACAAACAGACAGAAUCAGAGCCAAUCGGCUAUAGUGCUGUUGUGAAGAAUGAAGAAAGUUUUGACUCGCCGGUUGAUGAGGACAUGGAAGUGGCAGAGGAAGAUGACAAUACUGCAGACAAUGUCAAUGAUGAGUUUGUUGCAUGUAACGAGGAGUGCUUCUCUGACGAUAGCAUAAUGUUGGAAACGAAAUUGCUGGAUGAUGUUAUUUGCAAAGCUCUGGAGAACCCAGUAUUUGCAGAACAAGUGGCUGAAAUACCGGAUUUGUUAAAGUGCGAAAGUGCUGCCUUCCAAUGUGCUUUAUGUUCUGAGGAGUUUGUCAGUGAACAUGCGUACAUGCAACAUAUGCGCAUGCAUGACCAGCAGAACAGUGACGGUUAUGCUGACUGUGGCACGUCUCAAGUAUGCAAGCCUCAUACAGCCGUGAGCUCCUCACACUCUCCACACCUCACUGAGAACAAGCAGGCCAUUCAGCUGAGGCAGGCCCCAAGCCCGUCCGCACACUCGCCUCGAACUGCAGUCGCUCCUCUGUCCGCGAGACUUGCGACGAGUAACGGAAACAACGUGCAAGCUGAAGACGCCGAUACAGUCCAGAAGAGUGAACCACUAUUUAAAAUUAACAAUGUCGGAUUAAACAACCAAUUAUACAAUACCAACAAUAUAACUGACAUUAAUAGAUUAACAGAUUGUGUGGUCAUAUUAUAUGAUAUUUUCAAAAAGCCGCAAGAAGGUGUACCAAUACAAGGUGAAUCACUGGCGACAAUGCGACCAAGUGUUAGUUCUUGGGACAGUCAGCGUCAUAUUGAAAAUGCCUCUAAAGAUUUUAACUGUCAGGCAGUUAGUCGGAAUGAAGACACUAGACAUGCGAUAGGAGACAUUCGACCAGUUACUAGUAAACUGAAAGUUACUGAGCUUAAUGCUACGAAAACUUCACAAAGUAAAACUUAUUGUUCAAAUAAUUACAACAGUGAAGAUAGUUUGCUUCAUUACAAAAAUGGGUAUAUUUGUGAUGUAUGUAGACAUAAGUUUAAAAGGAAAAGUCUCUUAGUUAAACACAUAAAGACUCACAGUGAAGUAGAACCGUUCACUUGCAAGUAUUGCCAAUUCAAAGCUAUAUAUAAAUUUAGUUUAAAGAAACAUAUGCAAACUCACACGGGUGACAAACCAUUUACUUGCGAGUUAUGCGACUACAAAUGUACAUACAGUAGUAAACUAGUGCAACACAUGAGAACUCACACGGGUGAAAAACCUUACGUUUGUAAGUUAUGUGAUCAUAAAUUUGCACUAUCAAGUCAUUUAGUGAGACACAUGAGUACUCACACGGGUGAAAAACCUUUUACUUGCGAGUUAUGCGAUUACAAAUGUGCAUUUAAGUCUAAUCUGGCGAGGCACAAAAUAACUCACACGGGUGAAAAACCUUAUGUUUGUAAGUUAUGUGAUCACAAAUUUGCACUAUCGAGUCAUUUAGUGAGACACAUGAGUACUCACACGGGUGAAAAACCUUUUACUUGCGAGUUAUGCGACUACAAAUGUGCACAAAAUAGUAAUUUAGUGCAACACAUGAGAACUCACACGGGUGAAAAACCUUACAUUUGUAAGUUAUGUGAUUAUAAAUGUGCACAAAAUAGUAGUUUAGUGAGACACAUGAGAACUCACACGGGUGAAAAACCUUACGUUUGUAAGUUAUGUGAUCAUAAAUUUGCACUAUCAAGUCAUUUAGUGAGACACAUGAGUACUCACACGGGUGAAAAACCUUACAUUUGUAAGUUUUGUGAUUAUAAAUUUGCACAACUUGGUAAUUUAGUGAGCCACAUGAGAACUCACACUGGUGAAAAACCUUACAAUUGUAAGUUAUGUGGUUAUAAAUGUGCACAAAAGUCUAAUCUGACGAGGCACAGGAGAACUCACACUGAUACAAAUCCUCCGUCAUUCGCUCCUCUGUCCGCGAGACUUGCGACGAGUAACGGAAACAACGUGCAAGCUGAAGACGCCGAUACAGUCCAGAAGAGUGAACCACUAUUUAUAAUUAACAAUGUCGGAUUAAACAACCAAUUAUUCGAUACCAACAAUAUAACUGACAUUAAUAGAUUGACUGAUUGUGUGGUCAUAUUAUAUGAUAUUUUCAAAAAGCCCCAAGAAGGUGUACCAAUACAAGGUGAAUCACUGGCGACAAUGCGACCAAGUGUUAGUUCUUGGGACAGUCAGCGUUAUAUUGAAAAUGCCUCUAAAGAUUUUAACUGUCAGGCAGUUAGUCGGAAUGAAAACACUAGACAUACGAUAGGAGACAUUCGACUAGUUACUAGUGAACUGAAAGUUACUGAGCUUAAUGCUACGAAAACUUCACAAAGUAAAACUUAUUGUUCAAAUAAUUACAAUAUCGAAGAUAGUUUGCCUUAUGACAAAAAUGGGUAUAUUUGUGAUGUAUGUAGACAUAAGUUUAAACGGAAAAGUGUCUUAGUUAAACACAUAAAGACUCACAGUGAAGUGAAACCGUUCACUUGCGAGUUUUGCCAAUUCAAAACUAAAUAUAAAUGGUGUUUAAAGAAACAUAUGCGAACUCACACUGGUGACAAACCUUUUACUUGCGAGCUAUGCGAUUACAAAUGUGCAUGUAAAAGUCAUUUAGUGAGACACAUGAGAACUCACACGGGUGAAAAGCCUUACAUUUGUAAGUUAUGUGAUUAUAAAUUUGCAGUAACUGGUCAUUUAGUGAGCCACAUGAGAACUCACACGGGUGAAAAACCUUUUGCUUGCGAGCUAUGCGAUUACAAAUGUGCACGUAAGUCUAGUCUGGCGAGCCACAGGAGAACUCACACGGGUGAAAAACCUUUUAAUUGCACAUUAUGCAAAUAUAAAUGUGCGGAUUCUACAAAUUUUGUGUGCCACAUGAGAACUCACACUGGUGAAAAACCUUACACUUGCGAGUUAUGCGACUACAAAUGUACACAAAGUAGUAGUCUAGUGAAACACAUGAGAACUCACACGGGUGAAAAACCUUUUAUUUGCGAGUUAUGCGACUACAAAUGUACACAAAGAAGUAAUCUAGUGCAACACAUGAGAACUCACACGGGUGAAAAACCUUUUACUUGCGAGUUAUGUGACUACAAAUGUGCACAAAGUAGAGAUCUAGUGCAACACAUGAGAACCCACACGGGUGAAAAAAAACCUUUUACUUGCGAGUUAUGCGAUUACAAAUGUACACAAAGUAGUGAUCUAGUGCGACACAUGAGAACCCACACGGGUGAAAAAAAACCUUUUACUUGCGAGUUAUGCGAUUACAAAUGUACACAAAGUAGUGAUCUAGUGCAACACAUGAGAACCCACACGGGUGAAAAAAAACCUUUUACUUGCGAGUUAUGCGAUUACAAAUGUACACAAAGUAGUGAUCUAGUGCAACACAUGAGAACCCACACGGGUGAAAAAAAACCUUUUACUUGCGAGUUAUGCGAUUACAAAUGUACACAAAGUAGUGAUCUAGUGCGACACAUGAGAACUCACACGGGUGAAAAACCUUUUACUUGCGAGUUAUGCGACUACAAAUGUACACAAAGUAGUGAUCUAGUGCGACACAUGAGAACUCACACGGGUGAAAAACCUUUUACUUGCGAGUUAUGCGACUACAAAUGUACACAAAGUAGUGAUCUAGUGCGACACAUGAGAACUCACACGGGUGAAAAACCUUUUGCUUGCGAGCUAUGCGAUUACAAAUGUGCAAGUAAGUUUAGUCUGGCGAGCCACAGGAGAACUCACACGGGUGAAAAACCUUACAUUUGUAAGUUAUGUGAUCAUAAAUUUGCAGUAACUGGUCAUUUAGUGAGCCACAUGAGAAUUCACACGGGUGAAAAACCUUUUGCUUGCGAGCUAUGCGAUUACAAAUGUGCACGUAAGUCUAGUCUGGCGAGCCACAGGAGAACUCACACGGGUGAAAAACCUUUUAAUUGCACAUUAUGCAAAUAUAAAUGUGCGGAUUCUAGCAAUUUAGUGAGCCACAUGAGAAUUCACACUGGUGAAAAACCUUACAUUUGUAAGUUAUGUGGUUAUAAAUGUGCACGAAGUAGUUAUCUAGUGCAACACAUGAAAACUCACACGGGUGAAAAACCUUUUACUUGCGAGUUAUGCGACUACAAAUGUACACAAAGUAAGAAUCUAGUGCAACACAUGACAACUCACACGGGUGAAAAAACUUUUACUUGCGAGUUAUGCGACUACAAAUGUACACAAAGUAGUAGUCUAGUGCAACACAUGAGAACUCACACGGGUGAAAAACGUUUUUCUUGUGAGUUGUGCGAGUACAAGUGUGUAGACAAAAGAAAUUUAGUGAGGCACUUGAAAACACACUUCUAAAAAAACCGGACAGGUGCGAGUCGGACUCGCAUACGAUGGAUUCCGUACAA